AUGAACAGCGUGGCCAGAAGCCUUUUGCAGUCAGCUCGGCGCGGCGGAGCGGCGUGGCUGAGAAGCGGCUCUGCCCGCUCCGGAGAACGGCACCUUCGGAAGCUGGUGCUGGGCAUCGAGACGAGCUGCGAUGACACCGGCGCGGCCGUGGUGGACGAUGCCGGCACCGUCCUGGGAGAAGCCCUGCACUGUCAGAAGGAAGUGCAUUUACAAGCAGGGGGAAUAAUUCCCGUGGUGGCACAGCAGCUUCACAGAGAAAACAUUGAGCAAGUGGUGAAAGAGGCGCUUGGUGCCAGUGGAGUCUCUGUGGGUGACCUGGCAGCUAUUGCAACGACGGUGAAACCGGGCCUGGCGCUGAGCCUGGAGGUGGGGCUGCAGUACAGCCUGAACUUGGUGAGCACCCACCAGAAGCCCUUCAUACCCAUCCACCACAUGGAGGCCCACGCGCUGACCGUCAGACUCACCCAUCACGUGGAAUUUCCCUUCUUGGUUCUUCUACUUUCUGGAGGCCACUGCAUCUUGGCAGUAGCACAGGGAGUUUCAGAUUUCCUUCUGCUUGGACAGUCCAUAGAUAUGGCACCUGGUGACAUGCUGGAUAAGGUAGCAAGAAGACUCUCUUUAAGAAAGCACCCGGAGUGCCACAGCAUGGCUGGGGGGAAGGCGAUAGAGCACUUGGCUCAGACUGGGAACCGGCAAACACUCGUGUUCAGAGUCCCCAUGCAACGGUACCGCAACUGUGACUUCUCUUUUUCUGGCCUUCAGCACCUUGUCAAUAAAGCCAUUGCACAAAAAGAAAAAGAAGAAGGUAUUCAGGAAGGUGAGAUCCUGUCCUGUGUUAAGGAUAUUGCUGCUGCUGUGCAGCAUGCAGUGGCACUUCAUAUUCUCCAGAGGACAUACCGAGCCAUGCUGUUCUGCAUGAAAAAUGGCAUAUUAUCAUCCCAAAAUGCGACUUUGGUUGUAUCAGGAGGAGUUGCAAGUAAUCAGUAUAUCCGAAAAGGUCUCCAGACUUUGGCAGAUGCCAAUGAUUUUGCCUUUCUGUGUCCUCCUCCCAGGCUGUGCACCGAUAACGGUGUUAUGAUUGCAUGGAAUGGCAUUGAGAGGUUACGUGCAGGACUUGGUGUUUUACACAAUACCCAUGGCCUCCGCUACGAGCCAAAAGCUCCCCUUGGAAUUGAUAUUUCAAAAAGAGUUGAAGAAGACUCCAUCAAGGUCCCAAAACUAAAAAAGAAGAUACGAUGGUUGGCAUCUUAA
Merops nubicus (carmine bee-eater) is the source of this 1251-nucleotide messenger RNA. It is a transcript of the gene OSGEPL1, whose product is annotated as O-sialoglycoprotein endopeptidase-like 1. The record is from RefSeq and is a predicted model, not a curated record. Gene Ontology annotation, biological process: tRNA threonylcarbamoyladenosine modification. NCBI's taxonomy places the organism in Eukaryota, Metazoa, Chordata, Aves, Coraciiformes, Meropidae. The transcript has 7 exons. Bases 1 to 1251 code for a protein of 416 amino acids. Gene Ontology annotation, cellular component: mitochondrion.